This is a messenger RNA of Manduca sexta (tobacco hornworm), 1041 nucleotides long. It is a transcript of the gene Lamtor3, whose product is annotated as ragulator complex protein LAMTOR3 homolog. The transcript is spliced from 3 exons. The record is from RefSeq and is a predicted model, not a curated record. Gene Ontology annotation, biological process: cellular response to amino acid stimulus; positive regulation of TOR signaling. NCBI's taxonomy places the organism in Eukaryota, Metazoa, Arthropoda, Insecta, Lepidoptera, Sphingidae. The coding region runs from base 120 to 497 and encodes 125 amino acids. Gene Ontology annotation, cellular component: Ragulator complex.
CUGUGAACAAAAUAUGACAAUGACAGCUGACAAUUUCGUGACAUUGACAGUUACUUGAAGAAAUUGUAUUGUUUUCAUUUGGAAUUUAUUUUAAUUUUACUGAAUCACUAACACCCAAAAUGGUCGAUGAUCUGCGCAAAUACUUAAACCAUUUAUUGGAAAAAGUAAAUGGUCUUCAUUGUAUACUAAUAACCGACCGAGAUGGUGUUCCAUUGGUGAGGGCGGUGACUGAGAGAGCUCCGCAACUAGCUUUGCGGCCCAAUUUUAUAUCAACCUUUGGGAUGGCAACAGACCAGGCGAGCAAACUUGGCCUAGGCAGGAAUAAGACCAUUAUAUCAAUGUACUGCAGUUAUCAGGUAAUACAAAUGAAUAAGCUGCCAUUAGUGAUAACAUUCAUAGGCAGUGAUAACUGCAACACUGGUCACAUCCUCUCAUUGGAGCACCAGAUAGAACCGUUCUUGAAGGAUCUAGAAGCUGUGGUAGCAGAUGCACCUUAGUGAUGGUGAAAAUUUUAUACUUUUUGUAAAUUGAUAUAUUAUUCAAUGUUAGUGUACAAUGUUCUUAGUAUGCCUUCAUUUAUAUUGAAGAUUUGUUGUAGGAAUAAAGCAGAAUUUAUUUUAUAACAAAGCAAAUACCAAUUGAUAUCUUUGGGGUGCUGUAUUGCCUUGAUUUGAAUUGUAUUUUUAUUUAUUUUAUCGAGCCUUGAAGCCUUUAUAUGACUAUUGCAUGUCUAAUCUUGAAUUUGUUGAAUCUAAAUUCUUGUAUGUAUGUCAGAUUUAUUGGAUAAUUAUUAUUAUUAUUAAUAUGUGAACAUUGUUGAGAAUUUUUUAUUUUACUUCAUAUUAGAAUAUCACAACAAAUUUCAAUGCAUACUAAGACUGUUGUACACAGAAAUCUUAUUAUUAAAAUGUAUGUCAAAAGCCUGGCUUUAGAUUAUACCUAGCUUAAUUAUUCGGAUUAUUGGAUAUAUAUUCUUUAUUAGAAUAUGAUGUUAUCUGUAAAUAUUAUAAUUAUUAAGAUUUAAUAAAUAUUUGGAUUAUA